Messenger RNA from Diplodia corticola, 1935 nucleotides. RefSeq names its product serine threonine protein. Gene Ontology annotation, biological process: peptidyl-serine phosphorylation; intracellular signal transduction. Lineage: Eukaryota; Fungi; Ascomycota; Dothideomycetes; Botryosphaeriales; Botryosphaeriaceae. The transcript has 3 exons. The record is from RefSeq and is a predicted model, not a curated record. Bases 1 to 1935 code for a protein of 644 amino acids. Gene Ontology annotation, molecular function: protein serine/threonine kinase activity; ATP binding. Gene Ontology annotation, cellular component: spindle pole body.
AUGGCCGACAGGAACGCCUUCAACUCCAACAUCCCGCUUCCUCCUCCGCUGCACACCAAUCGCGCAAACGAGAUGUUUAACCGCCCCAUCACGCCGGGCGCCAAUGCCUUCUUCUCGCCGCAGCAGACCCCAACCGGCAGCCCGAGCAAAAUCCACGCGCCGCCGGGCGCCUACGACCUGCCUGGCGUCUUCGACAAUGCGCUGAAGCUCCAGCCUACUGCCGGUUCUCCCAGUAAGAUUGGCCGUCCCUCCCCGCACUCGCCCACCAAAUCCGGCUUCCAGGACUAUCCCGAGGCACCGGGCACCCCGACCCGCAAAGCAAACAAGGAAAACACUCCGCCGAGUCGGCCGGGCCUGCAGCACAAGGAUAGCUACCCUACCCACGCCGCUGCCUCUCGUCAAGAGCCCUACCGCCCGUCUACCCGCGGUGGCUCUGUCGGCAAGAACGUGCAGCGCGGUCUUUCUCCAGAGGACAUUGAGAAGCUGCAGAAGCCUUCGGUGAAGCGAUUGGCCAACGUGACUCAGCUGUACUUCUUGGACUACUACUAUGACCUUCUCUCCUACGUCCACAACCGACAGAACCGCCUCGCGGCGUUCAAGGCUCAAUAUCCCCCUCCGCCUGAUACGCCCGAGGAGGAGUACAACGAGGUCCUGCACAAAUAUCUCGGACGCGAGCGUGCGAACUUGCGGAAGAGGCGCACCAGGUUGAGACACGGCGACUUCCAGAUCCUCACGCAGGUCGGUCAGGGAGGCUACGGGCAGGUUUAUCUCGCUCAGAAGAAGGACACGCGCGAAGUCUGCGCCCUGAAGGUCAUGAGCAAGAAGCUCUUGUUCAAGCUCGAUGAAGUCAGGCACAUUCUCACCGAGCGUGAUAUUCUGACGAAUGCGAAAAGCGAAUGGCUGGUUCGGCUACUCUAUGCUUUCCAGGAUGACAAGAGCAUCUACCUUGCAAUGGAAUACGUACCUGGCGGUGAUUUCCGGACUCUUCUUAACAACACCGGCGUCUUGCACAACCGUCACGCGCGCUUCUACGUCGCAGAGAUGUUCUCCUGUGUCGAUGCUUUGCACGUGCUGGGCUACAUUCACAGAGAUUUGAAGCCCGAAAACUUCCUCAUCGACAGCACCGGGCAUGUAAAGCUUACUGACUUUGGUCUUGCCGCUGGUAUGCUGGCACCAGCGAAGAUCGAGUCUAUGCGCAUCAAGCUUGAAUCUGUUGGCAAUUUCCCCGUGCCAUUUGGCCGUCCGGUUGAGGACCGAACGGCUGCCGAGAGACGAGACGGCUACCGCUCGUUGCGCGAACGCGAGGUCAACUAUGCCAAGAGUAUCGUAGGUAGUCCCGAUUACAUGGCGCCUGAGGUGCUAAAGGGCGAAGAGUAUGACUUCACCGUUGACUACUGGAGUCUUGGAUGCAUGCUGUUCGAAGCCCUGGCUGGUUACCCGCCUUUCGCCGGUGCUACUGUCGACGAGACUUGGCAGAACCUGAAGAACUGGAAGCGCGUCCUCAAGAAGCCCGUUUACGAGGAUCCGAGCUACUUCCUCAGCAAGCGGACGUGGGACCUAAUCAUCCGCCUGGUUGCGUCCAAGACGUCGCGCUUCCGCGGCAUCAGCGAAAUCCACUCCCACGCGUACUUCGCCGAGGUGGACUGGAACAACCUCCGUGAGCAAAAGGCACCUUUCGUGCCCGAGCUGGACAGCGAGACCGAUGCUGGCUACUUCGAUGACUUUGGCAGCGAAGCCGACAUGGCCAAGUACAAGGAAGUCCACGAGAAGCAGGCUCACUUGGAGAAUCUGGCAGACAGGGACGACAAGAUGGCCAAGAGCUUGUUCGUCGGUUUCACCUUCAGGCACCGCAAGCCCGCCGACGACGCCAGCAAGUCCGGGAGCCCUCGCAAGCCGCUGCAGACAGUCGAAGAAGAUUUCGGAACCAUCUUCUAG